Molecule: messenger RNA, 2166 nt
Organism: Megalobrama amblycephala (Wuchang bream)
Lineage: Eukaryota; Metazoa; Chordata; Actinopteri; Cypriniformes; Xenocyprididae
Product: cytosolic phospholipase A2 gamma-like
Exons: 15
Coding region: 19-1686 (555 amino acids)
Biological process (GO): glycerophospholipid catabolic process
Cellular component (GO): nuclear envelope; nucleoplasm; cytosol
Molecular function (GO): calcium ion binding; calcium-dependent phospholipid binding
Source: RefSeq, a predicted model, not a curated record
UACAACACUACAAGAAUUAUGAGUUCAUCCAAACUCCAGGAAAGUGAGGUGAGAAUCAAACACUCUCUGAAUAAGAAUGAGGAGGAGUUUAGAAUCAGAAGGAGGAACACUGUUCAGCAAUGCCUGCAGAACCAUGAGAUACACUGCAGUCUGGAUGAUGCACCAAACAUUGCAUUACUGGGUUCUGGAGGAGGAGAAAGAGCCAUGGUGGGUUUGCUGGGAUCCCUGGUUCAGCUCCAUAAAGUGGGACUUCUGGACUCCGUUCUUUAUCUGAGUGGAGUCUCUGGAUCAACCUGGUGCAUGGCCUCCUUAUAUAAGGAACCAGACUGGUCCACCAAACUAGAGACUGUGAAAGACAAGAUCAUCCAGAGACUCAGUGGUCCUAAAGUCAGCUGGACAGAUGCAUUUGCCAAACUGAAGAAAUAUUACUAUGAGAAAGACCACUUCAGCUUGACUGACUUCUGGGCAGCGAUGGUCAUCACGACAUAUGUGAAAGAGAUCGAUGAACACACACUCACAGAGCAGUGGGAUGAGCAGAGUAAAGACCCGUUUCCCAUCUACACAGUGAUCGACAAGCAAUGCAAACAGCAAAAGGAAGGAGACCCCUGGUUCGAGUUCACUCCACAUGAAGCAGGUUAUUCCCUCAUUGGAGCGUUUGUGGGAGUCUCCAACUUUGGCUGGCAGUUUGAAAAAGGUUCUGUGAUGAAGCAGCAGCCUGAAAUCGACAUGCUCUACUUGCAAGCUCUGUGUGGCAGCGCUUUAGCUGAUGGAGAUGAGAAUCUGAAAUUCAUCUGGCAAAAGAUAAAAGGUUUCUUUAGCGGUUUUAGAAAACAAAUACUUGAGGAAAUGAGGGAAGAACAUUCAGACUCCCAACCUGUAGACAAGUGUUUCCAGGUGCUCUUGGACCUUGCGGACAUGAAUGUCUGUGUUUUGGAUGUCAAAGAUCCUUCUGCUCUUGAUGAAUCCAUCAGAACAACGCUGAAAGACCUCGCUGUACCAGAACGUCACCUGGUUUUUCCAGAGGAAAAACUGAAUCUCUAUGAUAAAGAAGCUGCAAAACUGUAUAUGGAGCAUUACACCAUUGAUGUUUGCAUUGAUUUAAAUGGUUGUUCAAAUUUCUGGCCAAUCAAUCUUUGCUUGAGCAUUUGCAAAUGCAUGGCUCAGUGGAUUUGGGGCAGGAAAUAUGACUUUCUGCACAACAUAACAGAUGAACCCGUGCCCGCCGCUCUAUUGAAAAGUCAGACAAGAGACUAUAUGGAUGCUGGACUGUUGCUCAACUCACCCUACAUCUCUGUGCUGAGAAAAGAGAGAAACAUUCACCUCAUUAUUUCCCUGGAUUUCAGUGAUGGUGAUCCUUUCAUGACGGUGAGGGAAGCUGCUGAGAUGUGCAAGAAACAAAACAUCCCUUUCCCUGAGGUCAACAUUCCCAGUGAGGACUUGGAGAAACCGAAGGACUUCUAUGUGUUCAAAGGCCAAAACGUUCCAACUGUGAUACACAUCCCUCUCUUUAAUGUGGUCAACUGUGGAGAUAAAAUUGAGGACUGGAGGAGCAAAUAUAGGACUUUUCAAGGUCCUUACAGUGCUGAGAUGAUCACUGAUCUUAUGGAGGUCGCUGGAAAAAACAUCACAAACAAUAAAGCAAAAGUGGUGGAAGAGAUUUGUGCGAUUGUUGGGCUCCAGGAAUAACAUGAUCCAGGAUCCAGGCUCUAACGUGACUAAAUUUAACACUGUUAUUUAAUACACAACUAAUGACAGUCUAAAUACAGACAGAUAAACUGAUCUGCGUAUAGUUGAUUUAACAAUAAACAGUCUUUAUUUUUUUUUUCUCCAUCUUUAAUAAUCUCUUAACAUUGAGCAUUAUUACUUUUUCUGCAAAAUGUGAUUUGUGUGCCACAAUAAGCGCAUCAAUAGUUGGUAAAGUUUGUGCUCCUUUUCUGUUUAAUGUUAAAAAUGUUUCUGCAUUCAGUUUUAAUCUGUUCCUCCAUGAUUGACCUUCAUUAAGCAAUAAAUAGCUGAUCAUUAAUAAUAAAAUCAGCAAUAACAGACUGGAUUACAAGUAUAAUUGCAGAUUAAAAUUAAAGAUAUUAUAUUACAUUUACAAAUGUUGUAUUCUUGUCUAUUAUUGUUUCUGUUCCAAUGGAUUAAUAAAGUACUCUUGAAAAAUAA